Molecule: messenger RNA, 2523 nt
Organism: Anneissia japonica
Lineage: Eukaryota; Metazoa; Echinodermata; Crinoidea; Comatulida; Comatulidae
Product: E3 ubiquitin-protein ligase TRIM71-like
Exons: 1
Coding region: 243-2114 (623 amino acids)
Biological process (GO): positive regulation of DNA-templated transcription
Cellular component (GO): nucleoplasm; chromatin
Molecular function (GO): ubiquitin-protein transferase activity; zinc ion binding
Source: RefSeq, a predicted model, not a curated record
AAUGUCCUGGAGUGUACCAUAUGCUUUAAAAGUUUUCAAAAUCCUAAAUCCCUCAACUGCCUUCAUAGUUUUUGUUUGGCCUGUCUGGAGGAUUGGGUAAAAAAAUCUGGAAAGCUGACCUGCCCAAUUUGCUUGAAGGAGAACCCCAUUCCUGAGGGCGGGCUUCACAAACUUCCUUUAAAUAACUUUCUGAAUAACUUACAAGAAAUAAUUGAACAACUUGAAAAAAAAGAUGACAUGAAAUGUGUUUGUGGAAUAAAGGGAAGGCUACACACUACUGCCAGAAUUGCAAAAACUAUGUGUGCCCAACUUGCAUUGAGCAACAUAUUUCCGACCAACAUAUUUCAGACCACCACAAGCUACUUAAAGUGGAGGAUGUGCAAUCAAUGAAUUCUCAAGAAUUUGUUUCACUACAUCUUCCAUUGUGUGACAAUCACAAGGAGCCUUUGAGAUUUUACUGCAUAAACUGUAAAAUUCCAAUAUGUACGUCUUGUACAGUAGUAGGCCACAGAGAAUGUGAAGGAAAACAUAAACCAGUUGAAAUUUCAGAAGCAUUUCAACAGUUUCAAAAAACUGCUACAGAAUUAAAAGAAGCUGUUAAUCAAUUUACAGACAAAAUAAAAGAUAGCCUUGAAGCAGUUAAUCAGAAUAAUACAAAACUAGAACAAUGUCAAGAAACCAUUAUGAAAGAUAUUGACAAGCUUAUGCAAGAAGUUAUCAAUACAAUCAAGGACAAAGGAAAUGACGUGAAGGAUCAAGUACACAAAAUCUACAAAAGGAAAAAAGAUGUUAUCAACAUGCAAAUGGAUGAAUUGAAAACAACAAUAUCUGAUGCAAAUAUAAAACUGACUUAUCUCAAUCAGUUAUUGAAGAGUAAUGAGGUAGUAGCGAUGCAAUCAAGUGACAUGGUGAUUACAGCACUGCAGGAUAGAAUCAAAGAAAUUCCACGAACACAGCCAAAUGAUAAUGGACAAAUUUACUUCUUUGAAAACAGUUAUCACAUUUCUUCACUGAAACAGCAUGAUAUUGGAAAUGUAACAGAGGAAAGAGCACCAGACUGCCUACAUUUAAUGACAGAAGAAGAAGAAGUGAUCCAAGGCCAGACAAUUAAAGUCAAAUUAAUUAACACAGGACUUAUAAUAGAUAAAAAUAUACUGAAGGCAACAUGGACGCAGCCUUCAGGGAAUACUUGCAUGAUUCAACAUGAAGAAACUGUCUAUGGAAACAUAUUUUUCACAAGAAAAUGCAAAAUUCCAGGUGUUUACAAAUUAAAUGUGAGUCUUGAUGAUGAACCAAUCAAAUAUUCACCAAUGGCAAUCACAGUAGAGAAGAAAGGACUAAAGAAUACCAUUAAAAUACACCAAGAUAUUGUUUCAGAUGUAGUUUUGAGUAGAGAUGAUUGCUUACUGGUUGCUUGUCAAACAGCAGACAUUUUCAAGUAUAAGAAAUCAGGAAAUUAUAUUGACAAGUCUACACUACCAGAAGGUGUGAAAGUUAACAGAAUGUGUAAAAUGACAAAUGGUGACAUAGCCUUUAGUGAUUGCGGUAAUAAAUGCAUCACAACCAUAAAUGAAAAUGGUGAGGUGAUUAAAUCAAUUGGAGAGGGAGAACUUACUGACCCACAGGGUAUUCAUGUGAAUGAGUCAUCAAAUGUUACGUACGUAGCAGAUAGCUGUGUGUUCAUGUUUGACAAUGUUAGUGGCCAGAUGAUCCGGAGGAUCUCAAGAAUGAACACCAAUGAUGUCACUUUUACAAAAGGAGGAAACAUGACCUUACUACAAAACUUAGGCAAUUUUAGAUCUAAAAUUUUACAACACCAUGCAUUAAAAUUACUUGAUAACAAGGGAAAUGUUUUAAAACUCCUUGUCAGAUCAGGUAUUAGAGAUGGUAGAUUACUGAAUUCACAAGGAGUUGUAGUUGAUGAGGAUGACAACAUCAUUGUAUCGAGUCAAAACAAACUGCAAUUAUUCAGUAGUGAUGGAACUUUCAUCAAACGAAUUGAUAAUGAAGGUGAAAUCAACAAUUCAUUAGGAUUAUGUAUAAUUUCACACCAUCCAAGAAGAGUUGCAGUAGCAAACAAUGGACAUAAAACAAUACAAAUAUACAAUUACUAAUUGAUAGCAUACAGUUUAUCUCAACAAGUUGAUGUACAAAAUGUUAGUAUGUUGGCAACAAGAUGAGUGUAAACAAAAUGUUGGCAUGUGGGCAACAAAAUGGUAUAACAAAAUGUUGACAUGUUGGUAACAGGAUGGUUUAAACAAAAUGUUGGCAACAAGAUGGGGUAAAAACCUGUUAGAAACAAGGUUGUGUACAAAGUAUUAGCUUGUUGAAAACCAGGUAGUAUAAACAAUUUUAUAAACAAGGUGGUGUAUAAAAUGUUUAAGCAACAAGAUGGUUUAAACAAUUUUAGAAACAAAGUGGUGUACACAAUGAUUAUCAAAUUUUCGUUGACAAAAAAUAGUGUAUGCCCAUAUUUAGUCAUGAUGUGCCUAUAUAUAGUCAUGAUAUGAUGUCAUCAUGACC